GGUCACUCGUAAGUGGUCACCGACUAGCUUUCCACCACUCACCUCUGUCUUCUCUCUUCUCUCCAUCAGCACUUGCAUGCAAAUAUCAAAACUCAACCUGUAACACUAAAACUACUAAUCAUUUUGCGAGAAAAUGAGUAAUUAAAGUUUGGGUCUUUAAUUAAUUUGGUUUACAUUUAAUAAGGUGUGUUUUGUCUGCGACCAUUUCUGUCUGUUACCCUUUUCUUGGACGACGCUUUUUCAGCUCCAAUCCUCCUCGUCGUUUUCUUUCUUCUUCUUGCUGUGCCCUUUUGUUGCUUUCUUCUCUCUUCUCACAGUCUUCGAGAUUUUCUCCUUAUUUUUUACUUAUAAUCUUAUAAUAAUGUAUUAAAAAUAAAAAAUCUUGCUUCUGUUCUGUUAUGCACUUUCAGCAGAGAAGCAGUCACUGCACUCUUCUCUACCCACCACCCAUUUUUGUUUCUGAAACUCUUUGCAUUCAAGUUUCCCGCUCUCUGUAGUGAAAAUAUUAAUAAAAGAAAACAAAAAUCGAGUACUUUGUUUCUGCAAUUUUUCUCACCUUUUUCAGGUUAUAAUUGUUCUUGGUGCAUAGUUCCUUCGUUUUCAAGUGAGAGAAAAAGAUGAACACUAGAGUCCGAACUGCUCUUCAGGCAAUGAAAGCUCCGUUAAAUCAUGAGAAAGUAACUUGUUCUUCUUUUUCUUCUUCUUCUUUUGGGUUUCUUGUUUAUUCUCCAGUUUCUUGUUUUUCUCUGUUACAUUCAACAAUUCUCAUGGAGGAGAAGAUGGAGACUCGAGCAAUCAGAGCAAAGGCUGCCCAGAAAUCUUCUGUUAAUCGGCGUCGAUCAAACAGGGAGAGGAAAUUGGCUUUACUACAAGAUGUUGAUAAGCUAAAGAAGAAGCUUAGACAUGAAGAGAAUGUUCACAGAGCAUUAGAGAGGGCUUUUACUAGGCCUUUGGGUGCUCUACCUCGCUUGCCUCCUUAUCUUCCCCCAAAUACAUUAGAGCUGCUAGCUGAAGUAGCUGUUUUGGAAGAGGAAGUUGUUCGCCUCGAAGAGCAAGUUGUGAAUUUUAGACAAGGACUCUAUCAGGAAGCUGUAUACAUCUCCUCCAAGAAGAAUGCGGAGAGUUCCAAUGAUGUAAUUAUUGACCAUCCUCAGCCUUCCCCUACACGACCAAAACAUGUUCGAUCAAAGUCCCUCUCGCAUAAUGAGUUCAGUUCUGCGACAUUUGCAGGCAGGCCUAAUCCUUCCCUUGCCAGAAGCACUUCAAGUAGAAAGCUUAUUUCCUCGGAGGCUACUGUUGAUCGAUCAGCACAUAGUUCCAAUAGGCUAAUGCAUGGGAAGCAAGCUUACGGUAAGCCUAGUUGUUCAUCUUUUCUUAUGGAUGAUGGUCGAGGAAAGGAGAACCGUUCAUGUACUAAUGCGGUGAAGGAUAAACAAUCUCCAGACAAGAAAACUGUAAAAAUUGUGACUCCAAUUAAGAAAGCAACAAACAAACAUGAAUCUGAGAAGUCCUUGGAGCCUUUGAAGAUAGAGUGCAGAUUAGUAGAGCAGGAAAGAGCACAAGAGAGCUCUUCUGGCUAUUCGGAGGAUAAAGUAUCAGAAACUAACAUUACAGACACACCAAACAAGGUAUCCGAGGAUAUAUUGAAGUGUUUGUCGGGCAUUUUGUUAAGGAUUAGCACAUUUAAGGACAAAGCAAUGGAAUCAGGGACAUUACUCUCACGAACAGCCUUUGUUUCUCUGGAGAGCAAUGAAGAAAUUGAGGUGUGGGAUCCUUAUGGUAUCAUUUCAGAGUCUAGAGCUAGAGAUAUUGGUCCCUAUAAGCAUCUUUGUGCAAUUGAAGCUAGUUCAGUCGAUCUCAACCGAACAACAAACGCCUUGUUUUUGAUCCAUAGACUAAAGCUCCUACUUGGGAAACUUGCUUCAGUAAACUUAGAGGGUCUUACCCACCAGCAGAAGCUUGCUUUCUGGAUAAACACUUAUAAUUCAUGCAUGAUGAAUGCAAUUUUGGAGCAUGGGAUACCCAAGACUCCUGAAAUGGUUGUUGCCCUAAUGCAAAAGGCAACAAUAACUGUAGGGGGACAACUGCUGAAUGCAAUUACCAUUGAACAUUUCAUCUUGAGACUUCCUUAUCACUUAAAAUUUACUUGUUCAAAAGCUGCAAAAAACGACGAGAUGAAAACUCGCAGCAUUUUCGGAUUGGAGUGGUCCGAACCAUUGGUUACAUUUGCACUCUCCUGUGGAAGUUGGUCAUCCCCUGCUGUAAGAGUAUAUACAGCUUCUCAUGUUGAAGAAGAGUUAGAAGCAGCAAAGAGAGAGUAUUUACAGGCAGCAGUUGGGAUUUCAAAGACAAACAAGUUAAUAAUUCCAAAGGUAUUAGAUUGGUAUCUAUUAGACUUUGCAAAAGACAUAGAAGCUUUGCUGGAUUGGGUGUGUCUGCAGCUGCCUGAUGAACUCAGGACUGAAGCAGUUAAAUUUGUUGAGAGAAGAGGAACAGAACCUCUUUCACAGCUUGUACAAGUGAUGCCAUAUGAUUUCAGCUUCAGGUUGCUUUUACAAAGAUGAAAAAUUUUCACUUUUUUUUUUUUUUUUUAAAUUUAAUUUCCAGACCUUCCAUCUAUGUUCUGCCAAAAACUUUUGAAUGGUGGGUCUGUACAGUUACUAUAGAAACAGUGGAAGUACAUGCACAGUCCUAUCAUUGUAAACAGCUCAGAAGAAAUAGUAUUUUCUUGAAUUGGAGUUUUUGGCUUCUGUGAUUGUUACAUUUAAAUUGAUUUUGGGAAGUGGAAGAGUGGAGGAAUACAAAUACCUUUCAGCA
Messenger RNA from Manihot esculenta (cassava), 2817 nucleotides. RefSeq lists its product as uncharacterized. Lineage: Eukaryota; Viridiplantae; Streptophyta; Magnoliopsida; Malpighiales; Euphorbiaceae. The record is from RefSeq and is a predicted model, not a curated record. The transcript is spliced from 10 exons. Bases 618 to 2564 code for a protein of 648 amino acids.